CUAGAAUGAGAAACAAGAAGGAUAGAGCUAGUCAGGGCAAAACAUUGUGGUCCAUUGUCGUAUUUCCAUACAUGUUCUAAAGAUUUUUGGGUGAAUGUUUGUUUUUAGUGACGUUAAAGACUAGUUUGCGACAAUUAUUAUAAACAUUUUUAUGCCGGACAGCCUUCAACAGCUGUUGUUUUAUGUGAUAUUUGUUUAGAAAUGGUUGAAUCUUGCAGUGCGGUGAAUUGUUGCAAUAGACGCAGAAAAGAUGUGAAAAUGAAGUUUCACAGGAUACCUAGAGAUCCUAACAUGAGGAAGUUGUGGUUACAUGCUAUAAGAAGAGAAAACUUUACUCCCAGUACAACAACGGUAAUUUCUCCAGAGGAUUAUGAAGUUAGUGUUCAUGGAAAUAAGGUACCAAAAAAAGGUGGCAGUUCAAUUUGUGUUUGAUUUUCCAGCCCAUCUCAAGAAAGAACCUAGCCAUCGAAGGGUUUUGAAAAGAAAACUUGAAGAAUCCAACUCAAAAGCAAUAGGUAUGUUCUUUAAAAUAUU
Molecule: messenger RNA, 534 nt
Organism: Acanthoscelides obtectus
Lineage: Eukaryota; Metazoa; Arthropoda; Insecta; Coleoptera; Chrysomelidae
Source: the annotation of a GenBank genome assembly